Messenger RNA from Blepharisma stoltei, 1713 nucleotides. NCBI's taxonomy places the organism in Eukaryota, Ciliophora, Heterotrichea, Heterotrichida, Blepharismidae. The record is from the annotation of a GenBank genome assembly.
AUGCUGCGUGUAUUCGCCAGGUCUUUCGCAAAGUAUAUCCGUGAUAAGCCUCACUUAAACGUAGGCACCGUAGGACACAUUGAUCAUGGUAAAACCACGCUCACCGCCGCUAUCACACACUACCUCCAUCAAAAAGGUAUGGCCGAAGAACGAACAUAUGAACAAAUUGAUUGCGCUCCAGAAGAAAAAGCCAGAGGUAUCACAAUCAACACAAGUACUCUUGAAUACCAAACAGAUAAGCGGCAUUAUUCACAUAUGGACUGUCCAGGCCACGCUGAUUAUGUAAAGAAUAUGAUUACAGGUGCAGCAAGAAUGGAUGGCGCCAUUCUUGUCGUCUCUGCAAGAGAAGGUCUUAUGCCACAGACAAGAGAGCAUGUCCUGCUUUGUAGACAAACUGGCGUUAAAAGCAUCGUGGUUUUUAUGAAUAAAUGUGACUUGCUACCAGACCCAGAACUGCAAGAAAUCGUAGAAAUGGAAGUCAGAGAAGUCCUUAACAAGUAUGAAUAUGAUGGUGAGCAUACCAGGUUUGUAAAAGGAUCAGCUUUAUGUGCAUUGAAUGAGCCUGACUCAGAGUAUGGAAUUAAAAAAAUCCAAGAAUUGCUUGACGCUAUGGACGAUUCUUUGGUGAUCCCUGAAAGGCCCAAGGACAAGCCAUUCUUUUUAAGUGUUGAAGGAAGCUACAAUAUUGCUGGGAGAGGCUGUGUGGUCACUGGGACUAUUGAGCACGGAGUUAUCAAGCCAGGUGCAGACGCUGACCUUAUUGGAAUUAAAAAAGACCCUGUCAGAACUGCAGUAAUCAGCGUAGAAACCUUUAAAAAAACCUUAGAUGUCGGAGAGCCUGGAGAUAACGUCGGUGUACUAUUAAGAGGUCUAAGAAAAGAAGAUAUCCAUAGAGGGCAAGCCGUCACCCCACCAAACACAUAUCAAACUAACUUUAACUUCGAAGGGCAGCUCUACGUCCUAAAAGAAGACGAAGGUGGCAGGAAAAAGCCAUUUUUCUCUGGAUUUGCCCCUCAAUGUUUUAUUAGAACUGCUGAUAUUCAGUCAAAAAUUUUGUUCCCAGAAGAGAAAAAAAUGGCUGUAGGAGGAGACCAUUUCUCUGCUAAAUUUAAAUUGCAGAUGCCACUUCCACUAUAUGUCGGGGCAAGAUUUGCAUUGAGAGAAGGAGGGAAAACAGUUGGUGCUGGUGUUAUUACGAAAUUGUUACCUGAUGAAGAAGAAGAUAUACAAGGGGAAAAAAAUAGAAAGAAAAAGGCAGGGCCGGGAGCUGGAGCUAAAUCUUAACUUAACUUAAAGAAUCUAUACGUUUUCGUCCACUACGGGGUAGCGGUUACCCAGAGCUGCCACCAUUUUUACGUGUGUCGGGCCCACAGACCGCUGGGCCAGCCUGCUUUGUUGCACCAAGGCACGCUUGGAAAUGACGUUCCCGGCUUCGACGGCUCAUGAGUGAGCGACUUCAUCUUGCUUCCUUGACACCGUGUGACGACUAAAGGCUCCUUCGCUGCCGCAGGAUGGAAGUGGAAAAACCACAGGCCUUCAAGCUCCCUAAGGGCUGGUCAGACAGACUAGCCUCAGCCGGGAUAGAAUUCCCAUGUAAAACCAAGCCUCAUAAUCAUAAAAUACAGAAUGAGUGGUGCCGAUCGGGAGAUCGGUACCGUACGAAUGUCGCCAUUUUAUGAUUAAGCUGGAGCUAAAUCACCAAGUAAGAAGUAA